Juglans microcarpa x Juglans regia is the source of this 1319-nucleotide messenger RNA. RefSeq lists its product as uncharacterized. The transcript has 8 exons. Gene Ontology annotation, cellular component: membrane; clathrin vesicle coat. NCBI's taxonomy places the organism in Eukaryota, Viridiplantae, Streptophyta, Magnoliopsida, Fagales, Juglandaceae. Gene Ontology annotation, biological process: endocytosis. The coding region runs from base 6 to 1124 and encodes 372 amino acids. The record is from RefSeq and is a predicted model, not a curated record.
UGACUAUGUUUAGAUGGUACUCCUCUGCUUGCAGCUGCUGUCCCGAGAUAGGAAAGGAAACUGAGACCGACCUUCCUCCUUCCUAUCAGUUCUGUCGAUCACCAAAAAACCGAAAGAAUUUCACCAAAUUACAAUCUAGUCUACCAAGUUUAGCUCAAGACCCCAAUCACCGAUCCAACUCCCUAUUAUCUUCUACCAAAUUGAAUCUCUCUUUCCAGAUCAUGGAAAAGGAGGAGGAGAAUUCUAAGGUUGAAGAAAUCAUGGAAAAGGAGGAGGAGAAUUCCAAGGCUGAAGAAAGCGUGGAUGAGAAUGAAGAAACAGAAGCAAUAGAGCUUGUUCUCUUCCAAGUUCCUGAAUGUUACGUGUAUAUAAUACCCCCAAGGAAAUCUGCCGCUUCCUACAGGGCUGAUGAGUGGGAUGUGAACAAAUGGGCUUGGGACGGGGUGCUGAAAGUCGUUAGCAAGGGAGAAGAGUGCAUUAUCAGACUCGAAGAUAAGACCACAGGUGAAUUAUAUGCUCGGGCAUUUUUGCGAAAUGGAGAGCCACAUCCAGUAGAACCUGUAAUUGAUAGCAGCAGAUAUUUUGUUCUUCGCAUUGAAGAGAACAUUGCUGGCCGUCUUCGGCAUGCUUUCAUUGGUAUAGGAUUUCGAGAAAGAACAGAAGCUUAUGAUUUCCAGGCAGCCCUGCAUGACCACAUGAAAUAUUUGAACAAAAAGAAAACUGCCGAAGAAAUGGAACAGCAUUACCAGCAAACUUCUUUGGUAGACUACAGUUUAAAAGAUGGGGAGACUCUUGUACUCCAAAUAAAGAAUAAGAGUGGUCGCAGUGCGAAUUCCAAAUUUUUUGAGCAGGGUCUGAACAAUCCCUCCGAGGAAAAGGGGAAACAGAAAGAACCCAUAAUUUCUAUCAAACCACUGCCACCUCCUCCAGCUCCAGUUUCCCCUGCUGCUACUGUUCAGAAGUUACCAACAAACAUGCCGCCAAAAUUCAAUCUUGAGGAGACUCCUCAAGAUGAGGCUCAUGAAUUAGUAAAAGGAGAUGCCAAAGAUCAAAUUUCUCCUGAAAAUCACAGUAUACAGGAUAUUCCAGAUGAUGAUUUCGGGGAUUUUCAAACGGCUGGGUGACAUGGUCUAGAUACUGACAUGCUUAUACUCAAAUGAUCAAAUUCUUCUCUCGUCUUUUAAUGGUUUGAGCUUUGUGAUGGUGAGGCUAUGUUACAGUUCAAAUUUUCGUUGGUCUGGUAAAUCUUUGGUAUCUUACUAAAAAAAAUAUGUAUCUGGUGCUUACGACAUGGUUAUGGAGUUAGUUUAGAUACCGUA